AUGGCACUCGCUGGACAGACCAUCACGAUUGUUAAUAAAUCUGGAAAGAUCGUGAAGAGCUCGAAACAUCUCGUCAACGUCUUCAACGAAGCCAAACUUGCAUACAACGAGAAAAAAGCAGAGCUCAAGGCACAAAGAGAUGCCUACUUCGCAACACAGGAUGCUGAGCGCAUUUUACGAAAGAAGGUGGAAGUCAUGACCAUCGCCGACGAAGAUGAAGUUCGCUCAAACCAGCGGCAACAUCAACGCCAUUCCGACAAACAACAUAAACCAUCUCCACUUCAGAAGGAGGUUCCCGGUGCGCCCGAGGGCGACAACGAGCCAAUCAUCAAGGAGUUGUCGAGGCGGCAUACAGACGGCAUGGCAUUAGCAUAUUCAAAUAAGCAUAAGCCCAAGCGAGCCGCAAGUCUGGACGGCAUAGAUAUGGACCUGGCUUAUGGGUACCUACCUCCACCCCUGCCGACCAAGAAAACCGAGGAUGAGCUUGAACUGCGGACUAAGAUGACAGCACUCCAGACGUUACUUGACGAAUGCAAUUGCGUGCAGCAUUCUGUUAUUGCGACCAUCGAGAAUCUGCAAAAGAACCCUGAAGCUCUAGCCGCAGUUGCCCUGACGUUAGGAGAGAUUUCUAACGUUGCGAUGAAGAUGGCGCCAGGGGCAUUGGCCUCCAUGAAGACCGCAUUUCCUGCUAUCAUCGCAUUGUUGGCCAGUCCACAAUUCGCCAUCGCGGCCGGUGUCGGUGUCGGCGUGACCAUCAUAGCUUUUGGAGGCUACAAGAUCAUCAAAAAGAUUCAAGCACGGAACGAAGAGGCUCGCCAACUCGAAGAAGGCGUCGCCAUGAGGCAAAUCACAGAAGAGCCCGCCGAAGUGCUGGAAGAGGAAUUGGUCGACGAACUGCGCGAGAUCAGUUCCAUUGAGAAAUGGAGGCGCGGGAUCGCUGAUGCGGAAUUGGGCUCGCUCGGCACCAGCGUCGACGGCGAAUUCAUCACGCCACACGCUACUCGAACACUAGUCGAAGAGGGCCGAUUGACAGAGGCCGAUCUGAAACCUCCGAGCUCAGAGGCCGGCCGAUUCCACCGCAGGAGAAAGGCGAAGAGCACUGUCAGCAGCAAGAGCAAGGCGCCAAAAAGUGCUACGGGCACCACCAAAACCAAAGCGAUAGCCCCGAAAGGAGCAUCGGGCAUACGAAUGCUGUUCAAGGGACAUUCGGCGUAGGAUGUGGUGAGGUGUAAUGAUUGAAUGAUUGACGCAAACUUGAUAAUUUCCAGCUCGAACAUGGUGUGUAUAUAUAUAAAUUUCUUGCCCCCUCGUGCAUGCCUUUAUUUCGUCCAGUCCUUGCAACACAAAAUUAUGAUCACAACUAUAAAUCCUUUUGGCUAGCAUCUGAGUCUUUCGAUCAAUGCCGUUAAACACAGACAUUGACCAAGCACAAAGCAGAGCAGAGUUCAGAAGCAGAUGUAAGAGGGAUGGUUGCUAUAUUUCCAAAGGGCUUUUAUCACGUGAGAUUAAUAACAGAUAGAUAAUGAAUGGGGUAUC
Messenger RNA from Dissoconium aciculare CBS 342.82, 1536 nucleotides. RefSeq lists its product as uncharacterized. The transcript is spliced from 2 exons. The coding region runs from base 1 to 1215 and encodes 404 amino acids. The record is from RefSeq and is a predicted model, not a curated record. NCBI's taxonomy places the organism in Eukaryota, Fungi, Ascomycota, Dothideomycetes, Mycosphaerellales, Dissoconiaceae.